CAGAUGCAAUCAGUAAUUCGCGCAUGAUGAUGCAAAAAGUGUUGUGUUUCGUUGUGAUUCUCUCAGCAUCUGUACAGUGUUCGGAAAAUCCUGGAAGCAUCGCCACGGCUGCGUUCGGCUAUGAGUUAACCAUGAGUGGAUUGGAAGCAGUGAAUUACAACUUGCAGAAGUUGAUCCUUGAAUCCAAGCUUCAUUAUAACUCGCUCAGAGCAGAUAUUGAAGGGUGCCAGAGGAAACUUGAAAACUCAGAACGGAUUAUGAAACAACAAGCCAAAAUGCUGGGUAAUCAUGAAAUCCAAUUAAGAAAAAUCGGUAAAACGGUUGAAUCUGUGGAAGAGAUUUCGUACAUCCGAAAUGAGUUGGAUAUGCUUGCAAUAAAUGUUUCCUGGUUGCUGAGUGACACUAGCAAGAUUUAUCGAGUGCAACAAACGCUCCCAACAACGGAAAUGAUGAAUUUGUAUAUCCUUCAAUUGAUAGCCAACAAACUCAAUACAAACGCAACGAUGCCUUUGGAAAGAAUAAAUCUGCCGCGGACAUGCGCAAAUGUGUCAGAACGGCGUUCGGGAGUCCGGCGGAUUCAUCCACAACCGGGCUUCAAAGAGUCCUUCGAAGCGUACUGUGAUCAAGACUACGAAGGUGGCGGUUGGACUGUGAUUCAAAAACGUUUCGAUGGGUCAGUCUUCUUCUAUCGUGGAUGGAACGAAUAUGAAAACGGAUUUGGUAAUUUGAACGGAGAGUUUUGGCUUGGAUUGAAAAAGAUCCAUGAGCUUACAUACGCGAAACGUCAUGAGCUGCACGUCGUGUUGGAGGAUUUUGAUGGAAUAAUGGCGGUAGCUAAAUAUAAUCAUUUCUUGGUUGGCGGACCAGAGCAAAAAUAUGCCCUGAAUAAGCUAGGAAACUAUACAGGAACCGCCAGGGAUUCGCUCGGUUAUGCGGUUAAACUGAAGUUUAGUACACUAGAUUCCGACAACGACACUCACAAGGAUGGAAGUUGCGCGGUUAUGUACCAAGGUGCAUGGUGGUAUGGUGCCUGUCAUGCAAGCAAUCUCAAUGGGCUAUAUGUGAGAGGAAACAUAUCUGAUUAUGCUAACAUGAUGUGCUGGAAGGCAUUCAGAGGACACCAUUAUGGCUUGAAGAGCUCCACGAUGAUGAUUCGAGCCGUCGUCUAAAAGAAUCCUCAUACAUUGACUUGUAGUUACGUAGUUACAAGACGACAAAAAUUUCAUCUUGAAUAAAAAAUCAAUGCAAAAUUACAAAAUUACAAAAUGUUUCUCCGAUUUUCGUCAAAAGUGACAAUUUUUUUUUAUCGCAAAACAUUAGACCCGUAUUUUUUUAAUUUUUUUUAUUAUGGUAUUCAUUUCUAUCUAAAUCUAUUUUUUACAAUUUUUCCCAAAAAUUGAUUUUUUCAAAAAUUCAUAACUUUUGAAACACUGAACCAUUUUAGAUGAUUGGCUUCAAUUUAAUGGAAAAAUUCAUGGAAAAAUAUAAAAAAUAUGGUUCCCUCUAGUCCAAAGCCAUGAAAACAAUAAAAUGUAGUCGUUAUCAAUAAUUACGAAAAUAAAAUCCCUCUUUGAAAAAUAUUUGGCUCAUUGGCUUUAAUUUGAUAUAUCGAUCAUCUAUUUCGGUUCAGAGGUUCAAAAGUUAUGAAUUUAGAAAAAAGUCAUUUUUGGGAAAAAUGGAAAAAAUGACUUUUCAGACCACCCUAAAAUGGAAACGCACUUUAAUAAAAAAAUAAAAAAAAUACGUGUCUAAUGAUUUGCGAUAAAGAGCAAAAUUACCACUUUUGACGAAAAUCUGAGAACCACUACAUCAGUUUGACAUGUAAUGGCUCAAUUCUUGUAAUGGAAUUUCAUUCAAAAUUGUUUUAUUCCUAUGAUAAGCGAUGUGAUGAAGAAUUCGUUUCAUUUAUAACAUCAAGAGAUAUUUAGUAAGACAGAUAAAAAAUAACGAGUUAGCGAAAAGUCUAACUAAAUGAAUUUGUUGAGAAGGCCUCAUCCAGUAUGAAAUAUUGUUAAAAAACGCAUUCGUAAACCCUCAAGGGAACGAUAAUACAUGGUUUUCCUUUCUAGGUUCAUUAAAUAAGGCCCGAUUCAUAUUCAGAAAUGUCCACCUUUCCUUCACCGAAACGUAUGACCAAAAUUCAGAUGACAGAGUUAACUUAUUUGAUGUGAGUGGUACAGAAGCCACCCUUUAACACUCUUAUACUCGCGCAUUGGUCUGUCAGACCGAGAAAUCAAUAAUUCGUUCAUUUCUCAGAAGAUAUCAACACUACGACUUUGCGAUUCUCUCUAGCUUCGUUAUUCGUCGUUCAUCAUUGUUUAGCGUAUCGCAUGUGUUGGUUCAAAGGGGACGUGUGCCACUUUUCUAACACUUUCGGUCUGAUACACCGACGCGAGGAUAGGAGUAACUUUUUUGGACAAGUGCCUUUUUACAUAUUCUAGAAUAUUGGUGAAUGAAAUGUAUAAAUUAAUGUUAGUGGCAUGGAAUAUUUAUUGAAUAUAAUGCAUUAGAUUAUUACCGGACAA
Toxorhynchites rutilus septentrionalis is the source of this 2525-nucleotide messenger RNA. RefSeq names its product microfibril-associated glycoprotein 4-like. The record is from RefSeq and is a predicted model, not a curated record. Bases 24 to 1169 code for a protein of 381 amino acids. Lineage: Eukaryota; Metazoa; Arthropoda; Insecta; Diptera; Culicidae. The transcript is spliced from 4 exons.